AUGCCACAAGAUAGACUAUCCCCUUUGACCUGUCUAACCCCCACUCUAUUCCAACGUCUGUCUCCAUUUCCCGCAGAAUCCUUCACCACCAAUAAACAUAUCGAUUACAAUUGGUAUGGGGGUUUCGAUCAUUACAAAAUAAUUUCUGAGGCGACUUCUUUCCUCUCUACCUACACCUCUCUCUCAGCUUCAUGCAUAUCCUCUACCUUUUCCGAUUUCCUGGACAUCGCCCGGAAAUAUUGCAAUGAGUAUGAAAGAAUUCCAACAGAGGCCUGUUGGUUUACAAUCCGUCUCAGCAAACCGAGUGAUGUAUUUGUGAUGCCUAGAUGGCAUCAAGAUGGGAGAAUGUUCGACUGCACCUGUCUUCAUUCUCGUUCUGGACACGAGCAUGAGGGAUCCAGCAGCGACCCUAAGGAGGAAAAGGCAAUUCACAGUAAAUACGCCACCACACUCCUUGGCCCUUGCACUCGACUGCUCCCAGAAACUUCUUUUGUUAGGAGUAGCAUGGUCGAAGUCAUGGGUUUGAGUCAUGAAGAAGAAAGGAUUCAAUUGGCAAAGCAGUUUGAGAAUAAAGAAUGUGUUAGUUUAGUGGCGGGAGAUAUAAUUCGGUUUACUUGGGGAGAUGAAGAUUCGCCUGUUCAUUCGGAGCCGGAUAUCAGUUGCAGUGAUAGAGUGUUUGUUAGUUUGAUGUUUGGCAGUAAAGAGGAGCUUAGACAAAUGUGCAAGUGGCGGGAUGUGGAAUUCAGAGAGUAA
Molecule: messenger RNA, 753 nt
Organism: Botrytis fragariae
Lineage: Eukaryota; Fungi; Ascomycota; Leotiomycetes; Helotiales; Sclerotiniaceae
Exons: 2
Coding region: 1-753 (250 amino acids)
Source: RefSeq, a predicted model, not a curated record